GUGUGUACACAUAUAUAUAUGGUUGGACCUGAAAUUGCCCCUUUAUAUUAGGAGACUUUGAAAGUUGCAAAAAUGGAGUGUCAAUUGUUACUCCCAACCAUCAGAAUGGGAGGCAAAGCUUUGUCUCUUCUCAGAACAACGAACCAUGGCGUCUUCAACUUGAGAAGAAGAAGCAGAUUUUCUAAAUCGUCUACACAGAAAUGGGUACGAAACUACUCGGUUCGGUCUGGUCUUGAGCCUCUUGAUGUGCCUCGUUUGGCUGAAACCGCUCGCAUCUCUCUCUCCCCAGAUGAGGUUGAAGAGUUUGCUCCCAAAAUUCGACAAGUACUAGACUGGUUUGGACAGCUUCAAGAGGUUGAUCUUCAGAGUAUCAAGCCAGUCAUCAGGGCAGAUACUGAAGGCCACAAUUUGCGUGAUGAUUUGCCUGAAACAUUUGAAAAUAGGGAGGCCAUGAUAUCUGCUGUUCCAAGCUAUGAGGAGCCAUACAUCAAAGUUCCCAAAGUCUUGAACAAGGAGUAAUACUGUUUUAGAAACACGAGAGGUGAAAUUGCAAGUCGGAUGCGCGACGCCUCAGGAAUGAUGCAAAGAAGAAAACUUUGCCUCACAGAUUAUUAUGUGGGGUUGAAAGUUGAAGUAUGCAGUGCAUGUAAUGCUUCAAAAUUACACUGUAGAGUUGUGCUGGAUGAAGUUUAUUGAACGAUCUCGAAACCCUUGAACUUAGAUGAUGAGAUUAGAUUGAACCACAUGUUAUACUUUUUAAUUAACUAGCCAUUCGGCUUAGAAGAAAAAUGAUUCUGCAUGACGGAUGACAUGAAAAUUGUCGGAAUGAGGCAUUUUACCACUAAUAAAGUCUUUCAGGUUUAAGUUGGA
Messenger RNA from Cornus florida, 870 nucleotides. Its product is annotated as glutamyl-tRNA(Gln) amidotransferase subunit C, chloroplastic/mitochondrial. Lineage: Eukaryota; Viridiplantae; Streptophyta; Magnoliopsida; Cornales; Cornaceae. Gene Ontology annotation, biological process: regulation of translational fidelity; glutaminyl-tRNAGln biosynthesis via transamidation. Gene Ontology annotation, cellular component: chloroplast. Gene Ontology annotation, molecular function: glutaminyl-tRNA synthase (glutamine-hydrolyzing) activity. The record is from RefSeq and is a predicted model, not a curated record. The transcript has 6 exons. Bases 73 to 519 code for a protein of 148 amino acids.